AUGACAAAAGUAAUUGUUACGGGUGCCAAUGGCUAUAUUGCUGCACAUACUGUGAAACAGCUUAUCGAGAAAGGCUACGAUGUAGUUGGAACCUUGCGUACUGAAGAUAAGGGGAAGUUAUGGAAAAGUCGAUUCCCAAAAAACUUCGAGUAUGUGGUUGUUUCUGAUUUUCUCAAGGAUGAUGCCUUUGACGAUGUCGUGAAGAACAAUGACGACGCAGAGGUGUUUUUGCACAUGGCUUCUCCUGUGAUUUUCAAUGCCAAAGAUAGAAAGAGAGACGUCAUUGACCCUGCCAUCAAGGGAACUACCAAUGCGUUGAAGUCUGCGAAGGAGUUUGGUAAGAAUAUCGAGCAUUUCGUAUACACGUCUUCAACUGCUGCAGUGUAUAACACUACCAAUUUUGUACCUGGCUCAAUUCUCAACGAGGAACUGUGGAGCGAUGUAACCUUGGAAGAUGGCGCUGAAAAUGACAGACUGGCUUAUGGAGCAUCCAAGACUUUUGCUGAGAGGGCCGCUUGGGAAUUUGUAGAACAGAAAAAGCCUCAAUUCACCCUAACUGUCGUCAAUCCAGUUUAUGUAUUUGGACCCCAGGCUUUUGACGAAGAUGCUAGAGGGACGUUGAACUUUUCGGCUGGAAUCGUGGAGAAAGUACUUAAACUCGGAAAGGACGAUCCAAUUCCUGAAAUUGGUGGUGGAGCUGUCGAUGUUCGUGAUGUGGCUAAGGUUCACAUUGACGCAUUCGAGAAGCCUGAAACCUACGGUAAGAGAUUGAUUGCCAAAGAGCUGUUCUACAAUGGGCAGUUACUCUUGGACUUUAUCAGGAAAAACUUCCCUGAUGCAGCUGAGCAAUUGCCUAUUGGAGACCCUGGAAAUGCUCAAGAGGACUCGAAGAAUUACGUCCACAUUGAUAACCAUGCUACCACUGUUCUCUUGCACAUCCACUGGAUUCCCCUCGAGACAAUGGUGGUUGACUCCCUUAUCGAGAAAGGCUACGAUGUAGUUGGAACCUUGCGUACUGAAGAUAAGGGCAAGUUAUGGAAAAGUCGAUUCCCAAAAAACUUCGAGUAUGUGGUUGUUUCUGAUUUUCUCAAGGAUGAUGCCUUUGACGAUGUCGUGAAGAACAAUGACGACGCAGAGGUGUUUUUACACAUGGCUUCUCCUGUGAUUUUCAAUGCCAAAGAUAGAAAGAGAGACGUCAUUGACCCUGCCAUCAAGGGAACUACCAAUGCGUUGAAGUCUGCGAAGGAGUUUGGUAAGAAUAUCAAGCAUUUCGUGUAUACAUCAUCUACUGCAGCAGUGACCAACAAUAUCAAUUAUGUUCCUGGCUCGGUCCUAAAUGAGGAACUGUGGAAUGACGUAACCUUGGAACAAGGCGCUGAAAACGAUCUGUUGGCUUAUGAAGCGUCCAAGACGUUUGCUGAGAAGGCCGCUUGGGAGUUUUUGGAGCAAAAGAAGCCCCAAUUCACCCUCACCGUCGUCAAUCCAGUUUAUGUAUUUGGACCCCAGGCUUUUGACGAAGAUGCUAGAGGGACGUUGAACUUUUCGGCUGGAAUCGUGGAGAAAGUACUUAAACUCGGAAAGGACGAUCCAAUUCCUGAGAUUGGUGGUGGAGCUGUCGAUGUUCGUGAUGUGGCUAAGGUUCACAUUGACGCAUUCGAGAAGCCUGAAACCUACGGUAAGAGAUUGAUUGCCAAAGAGCUGUUCUACAAUGGGCAGUUACUCUUGGACUUUAUCAGGAAAAACUUCCCUGAUGCAGCUGAGCAAUUGCCUAUUGGAGACCCUGGAAAUGCUCAAGAGGACUCGAAGAAUUACGUCCACAUUGAUAACCAUGCUACCACUGUUCUCUUGCACAUCCACUGGAUUCCCCUCGAGACAAUGGUGGUUGACUCCGUGAAACAGAUUCUCAAGGAGAACAUUGAAUUGUAG
Molecule: messenger RNA, 1926 nt
Organism: Sungouiella intermedia
Lineage: Eukaryota; Fungi; Ascomycota; Pichiomycetes; Serinales; Metschnikowiaceae
Source: the annotation of a GenBank genome assembly